GCUCAAGUGACCAAGUCCCCCGGGCCCGGGUUGAUUUGUUAAAUAGACAGUGAGCAGAGAUAGAUGUAAUUAGAAGCUCUGAGGAUAUUGCAACCAUAUUUAGUUGAACUCCCAUCAUUCUAAUAGAUUUCCAGCUAUUCAGUGUACUUGUACGAAGGAUUUCUCCUUUUUCUCCCCCUGACAACCUUAAUUUCCUUGUUUUGCUGAGAGUUUGGAUGCUCUGUUUCUUCUCAAGUUUUACGCAUGAGGCUACAUUUUGAGUUUGGCGGAGUACUUGGAUACUACAACAAUUUUCAGUGCUGGGUAUUCAUAUAAAUUUGAAGGUUCUGCUGUUCUUUGCGUUAUUGGGAUGUAUCAGUCAAGAGCUUGGACCUGGACGCAUGGAUUGUUUGUUUUUGCAUGGUUGUGUUGGCCUUCACUACUCAUCAGAGCAGAGGAUCCCAUUAGGGCCAUUACCCAUCCCCGAGAAGUGACAGCAUUGCAGGCCGUCAAGAGAAGUUUGAUAGAUCCCAAAAAGCAUCUAAAUAAUUGGAAUCGAGGGGAUCCAUGUACAUCAAAUUGGACAGGAAUUGUGUGCAUUAAUACGAGGGGAUGUCUCCAUGUUCAGCAAUUAACACUCUUACGUAUGAAUCUAUCUGGAAGUUUAUCGCCAGAGCUUGGCCGUUUAUCAAAUAUGACAAUAUUGGACUUCAUGUGGAAUAACAUAAGUGGGACUAUACCAAAGGAGAUAGGAGAUAUUACGUCUUUGGAACUCUUGCUUCUGAAUGGAAACCAAUUAACAGGUUCCUUACCUGAAGAGCUUGGUAAUCUUCCAAACUUGAAUAGAAUGCAGAUUGACGAGAAUCACAUAUCUGGAUCAAUACCCAUAUCAUUUUCAAAAUUGAACAAAGCACAGCACUUUCACAUGAACAAUAAUUCAUUAAGUGGGCAAAUCCCGCCUGAACUAUCCAGAUUACCUCGUCUUGUUCACUUGCUUCUUGAUAAUAACAACUUAUCAGGGCGACUGCCACCAGAGUUAUCAGAAAUGCCAAGUUUAAAUAUACUUCAGCUUGAUAAUAACCGCUUUGAUGGCUCUACAAUUCCACCUUCAUACAGCAACAUGUCUAAAUUGUUUAAAUUGAGCCUUAGGAAUUGCAGCUUGCAAGGACCAAUUCCUGAUUUGAGCCGAAUACCAAACCUUUACUAUCUGGACCUCAGUUCAAAUCAGCUAAAUGGAUCCAUACCUCCAGGUAGAUUUUCUGAGAAUAUCACGACAAUCGAUUUAUCCAACAACAAUAUUACUGGAACAAUUCCUGCCAACUUUUUGGGUCUUCGUAAAAUUCAAAGACUGUCACUUUCCAACAAUUCAUUGAUUGGCUCUAUUCCAUCGACCAUUUGGCAAAAUAGGAAAUUGCAGAAACUGGAAACCCUAAUGGUGGAGUUGCAGAAUAAUAAGCUUUCAAAUAUUACAGGCAAUGCUACUCUACCUCUGAAUGUCACCGUCAGGCUUCGAGGGAAUCCCGUAUGCUCGAUAAUCAACCCUGUCCAGUUCUGUGGAUCUGAAAGUAAGAACAACGAUAACGGUCAGAGUUCGCCAAAUACAAACACUUCUGUCUGUCUACCUCAAAGAUGCCCUCCCCCUUAUGAAUAUUCCCCUACAUCUCCUGCAACCUGUUUCUGUGCUGCUCCUCUGCUUAUUGGAUAUCGGUUGAAAAGUCCUGGAUUAAGCGAUUUUCUACCUUACAGAGUUGAAUUUGAGAAUUUUCUGGCACCUACUCUUCAGUUAUUUCAGGAUCAGCUUCAUAUUGAUUCGUUUAUAUGGGAAGAACGAUCUCGAUUGAGAAUGUACUUGAAGCUUUUUCCUGUAUAUGAUGCUAAUAUAAGCAGUCCCAGUUCCUUCAAUACGAGUGAGGUUCAGCGAAUCCAGCAUACUUUCGUCUCAUGGAAUAUUUCUAAUCAUGAUGUAUUUGGACCUUAUGACGUUCUGGACUUCACUAAUAAAGAUGACAAUUCCCGCUCUCCAAGGUUUGCUUUAAGCAAAGGCGCAUUGGUUGGCAUAGUGUUGGGGACCAUUGCCGCUUCAGUUACAUUGUCCAUUCUUGUUUCUCUUUUGAUCGUGAGAAGAGUGCAUACGAGGAACUACCCUGCUGUUUCAAGAAGACGUCGCUCAUCUAAUGCCUCCCUGAGAAUUGAUGGUGUGAAGGCUUUCACUUUUGGAGAAUUGGCUAUGGCUACAAACAAUUUCAACAGCUCCACUCAGGUUGGUGAAGGAGGGUAUGGAAAGGUAUAUAAAGGCAUUCUGGCAGAUGGUACAGUUGUGGCAAUAAAGCGUGCACAAGAGGGAUCCUUACAGGGUGAAAGGGAGUUCUUAACAGAGAUAGAAUUGUUGUCAAGGUUACAUCAUCGGAACCUUGUGUCGUUGAUUGGAUAUUGUGAUGAAGAAUUUGAACAGAUGUUGGUCUAUGAGUUUAUGUCAAAUGGUACUCUAAGGGAUCACCUUUCUGCCAAGUGUAAAGAACCUCUAAGUUUUGCCAUGAGACUGAGAAUUGCACUGGGAUCAGCUAAGGGCAUCCUUUACCUACAUACAGAAGCUGAUCCUCCGAUAUUUCACCGAGAUAUCAAGGCCAGCAACAUAUUAUUGGACUCUAAGUAUACUGCAAAAGUUGCCGAUUUUGGACUUUCGCGACUCGCCCCUGUUCCAGAUAUUGAAGGGACCAUGCCUGCUCAUGUAUCCACAGUUGUGAAGGGGACACCAGGUUACCUAGAUCCAGAGUACUUCUUAACUCAUCAGCUGACGGACAAAAGUGAUGUUUAUAGUCUUGGUGUUGUAUUUCUAGAACUCCUGACUGCAAUGCAACCAAUUUCACACGGCAAAAACAUUGUCAGAGAGGUUAAGGUUUCAUAUAAAUCUGGAAUGAUCUUUUCGGUCAUUGAUGAGCGAAUGGGUUCUUAUCCUUCUGAUUAUGUAGUGAAGUUUUUUAGUUUGGCUAUGAAGUGUUGCGAAGAUGAAACAGAUGCACGACCUUCAAUGGCAGAGGUGGUCCGAGAACUUGAAAGUAUAUGGCUUUCGAUGGGCGGACCCGACAUCAAAAUGUCAUAUCCCAUCCCCAUGGUCACAGAUGCUGUAAAGCUUGACACUUUACCAUCGUCCUCUUCAAUGGAGAAUCCAUUUGUAUCGAUGUCAAUAGAUGCAUCUGGCAGCAACCUUGUCAGUGGAGUCAUUCCAAGCAUCACCCCUAGAUAAUAGAAAACAUUCCCCCGGGGGGGAGAAAUGGUUUGUAUAGUUACUAGAAUCCUUAAAAUUCGAACUGGGAAAAUUUUCUUUAUGAUUUUGGCUUCUGAUUAUGUGAAUGUUCUCUCACUCUACUUUGGAAAAAUCAUUUGGAAAAGUUAUGGUUAUUGAUGGUUUUACCUUUA
This is a messenger RNA of Carya illinoinensis, 3396 nucleotides long. Its product is annotated as probable LRR receptor-like serine/threonine-protein kinase At1g06840. The transcript is spliced from 21 exons. NCBI's taxonomy places the organism in Eukaryota, Viridiplantae, Streptophyta, Magnoliopsida, Fagales, Juglandaceae. Gene Ontology annotation, biological process: protein phosphorylation. The coding region runs from base 350 to 3223 and encodes 957 amino acids. Gene Ontology annotation, molecular function: protein binding; protein kinase activity; ATP binding. The record is from RefSeq and is a predicted model, not a curated record.